AUGUCGCUCAUUAACGAGCCCAGCGUCGACUUUCACUUAAAGCUCAAUGAACAAUCCUUCCAUAUCCCCAACGAGCUCUUGAAGAGGAACGCGAAGCUUGUCAACAAACUGAUAGAGAAGGAAACUAAAAGAGUCAGUAGCCUCUUCGAAGAUGUGAAUACGCUCAUGGCAGGCCAUGAUGACCAUUCCGCAAUGACUAAACUUGGCGAAAUCAUUAAGGCCGUUGAGUUGUUAGAACGGAAACUAGAGAAAAGAAUCACCGUUGAAUCAGAACUUUUACAACGCAUCGAGUACAGAAUAAACUAUUUCAAAGAGCUAGACUCUUUAAAGGGAAACGAGGACAAGGAUGGACUUGUUGAGUGGUAUCGGAGAUACACCAAUAUUUUGGUAGGCGAUUACCUCACCCGGAACAGCGAGAUUUACGAAAAUGAACUGACUGAAUUGGAUCGCAGCGCUCAUACGCGGCAGAAGCGCAAGCUUUCAUCUUCUGGUGGUAGUACCCCGCCCUUGAAUGCAGGAAUACAAUUUUUGAGGUCUCAGGGGCUCGAACAUCAUCUUGACUACGACAUUCUGGUGACAGCCAACCGUAUUUCCAAAAACUUAACAUCGAACCACGACUUAUCAUUAUUGGUGAACUGGAUAAAGGAGAAUCAGGCAUAUCUUGUUAGCAAAUCGUCCCCAUUGGAAUUUGAAACUAGAUUACAGGAGUAUAUUGAGCUUGUUAAAGACCAAAACUAUCCCAGCGCUAUAAGCUGCUUCCAAACCCAUCUAGUCAAGUUCAUAAAAACCAAUUUUGAGGAGCUGAAGCUAGCCUCGGGACUGUUGGUUUUUAUCAAAAGCUAUCAACAACAAAUGCAUACGCCUGUUGAUGUCGAGGAGAAGGACGUUUCUAACUUGAGUUCGCGCUCAGGGUUUUUUCGUUAUUUUUUUAAUAGGCCAUCUUUGAAACCGCCACGCGAACUCAAACAGCCAACGACGAGUGAGGUAAGAAUCAAGAGUGCUAGCCACGCAAACUUUGAGAGAUACACCCAAGUUUUGAGUGAUGAGAGAUGGGAUGUGUUGAAAGACCUGUUUCUUCAGGAGUAUUACUCUAUGUAUGGAAUUUCCCAACAUGAGCCCUUGCUGAUAUAUUUAUCGCUUGGAAUUUCGACUUUAAAAACAAGGGCGUGCAUGCACGAGAUGGAAACUCAUGGUGGGAGUAAUGACUCGCUUACUAACUACUUGCGUGGUGAAAUAACUAAGACCAAUUGCCCGGUUUGUAGCAAAGAAUUUUCAGCCAUAUCAGGCAACCUUCCCUAUGCGCACCACAUUCAAUCAAGUCUGUUUGAUGACCCUGUAAUGCUUCCGAACGGCAACAUCUACGACUCAAAAAAGCUGAAGCAGUUGGCUGUUGAGCUGCGCAGCAAAAUGCUCUGCGAGCUUCAAUCGGACCAAAUCCUUGAUCCGAUUGACCAGAAAGUUUUCUCUGAGAAGGAUUUUAUUACUAUGUAUCCGACAUAA
Messenger RNA from Lachancea thermotolerans CBS 6340, 1500 nucleotides. RefSeq names its product glucose-induced degradation complex subunit FYV10 (gene FYV10). Gene Ontology annotation, biological process: proteasome-mediated ubiquitin-dependent protein catabolic process. The record is from RefSeq and is a predicted model, not a curated record. The transcript has a single exon. Gene Ontology annotation, molecular function: ubiquitin protein ligase activity. Gene Ontology annotation, cellular component: cytoplasm; GID complex; nucleus. NCBI's taxonomy places the organism in Eukaryota, Fungi, Ascomycota, Saccharomycetes, Saccharomycetales, Saccharomycetaceae. Bases 1 to 1500 code for a protein of 499 amino acids.